UAGCGACCUGUGUCCAGCUCUGGUCCAGCUGCAGCAAAGAGCCAGCUAGCAUCGAGAGUUACAGUUUGUUAGUUAACGUAACGUUAGCUACUCGUUAGGAAGGCAGACAGACGACCAAAGGGUGUUUAGAAGGACCUCACAGCGAUAAAUGGCGUUAUCAUAGGUUAUCGAUAUGAAAUUAAACAGGUAACGUUAACGUUAGCAGGUUGUAAGUUUGGUAAGUUUGGUUAAUGCUAACGUUAUCGAACAGCGAGUGGCGUUCACGUGUCAUCCCAAUUAAACUAUAAGUGUUUGCGGUGAAAGUCGUGUUUUGAGUUUUGUAGUGACCCUUAAUGGUAAGCUAAACAGCCUAGGAGAGAGCACGAAAAGGUCUGCGGUUUUCGUCACUGGAAUAACAUAGUUGAGAGGACUCCUAUAGAGGCCAAGUGUUAGUGAAGCAGAUCUGGACCAAGGCCCUAAUGAACCCUGCAAUUUUUUAGUGGAAACUGCAGUAACAUCAACUACACUACAACUCAGGUUACACUCCUCCGUCAGAUGGCGUUCUGCCUGGCUGAGCUGCACUUGUGGUCCACCAAGAGCUCACUCCAAGUCAAAGAUACAGAUAUUGGCACCUAUCAGUACUACGAUAAAGGAGAGCCAGCCAAUCUCCUGGAGCAUCACUACUACAUCGAGAAACUCCAUUUCUGUGAGGCUCGAGGCCAUUCGUGGACCCCCAGGAACCGCCGACCAGAGAAGCUACGCGAUUCGCUGAAGGAGUUGGAGGAACUGUUGCAGACAAACACCUGCGUUCACACCAGAUGGAGGAACAAGCAUUGCUGCCAGGUGAUGCUGAGCAGCGGGGUACUGGUGACCCUGACCCUAAAUGGACCUCAGCUCGAACAAGUGUAUCUAGACCGCACAUUAGUGGGCCGACUACCAGCCAACACUGUGACUGAUGCGGUGCUGAGCGAUAGGCUGAUUCUGCUGUCAUUCCUGGAGCAGAGCCAAGUGGCUGCAGUCUACCUCAACCAAAAGAACCAGGACUCCCCAGAGACUGGCAGACGAAGAGACAAACUCUCACCCUCUGAAAUCAAGGUGGUGUGUGUGGACGUGAGUGGGCGGGGUCGUAGGCUCCACAGAUGCGUGGGUCUCAACCGUCUCCAGGAUGUGGUGCUGUGCUGGUGGAACCUGGACUUGCCCGGUGAUGAGCUCUGGCCCUGGACUCCCACAAAGACGGACAGGAACAACCUGGUCUUGCUCAGCUGCUCACCUAGUGAAGGCCUCAAGGUCCUCAGCUCUGUCCGGACAGAAGGUAACCCCUUGGACUGCCGCUUCAGCCUGCUCCAGCCCUACCAGCUGCUAACCGUAGAACUACCUGCAGGACCCCAAGGAUUCAGAGAGGGCUCCUGGGCUGACACCUGUGUGUACGAAUGUGCACGACAGCGCCUGCACCGACUGUCUGUCACCCGCAUCCCGCUACCAUCCCAUCCCGUCUCCUGCUCACGUCACCCCUCUGAGACCACACUUGUCUUGGGCUUAAGUGACUCCUCCCUGGUCCUGUAUGACCAGCGACGGGGGGUCUCUCUCCUGGCCUCCUGCCCUGUGACACCCACCCUCCUCACUUGGCACCCUGCUGGGGCCGUGGUCGUGGCAGGGGGAGGGCAGGGGGAGCUGAUGUGCUUUGAUGUGGGGUUGGCACCUAUAAAAAUGGCACUGGUAGCAGAAGAAGUAGCUUCAGCUGCCACGCUAAGAUUAUCUCAGCACCUGCGCUGCAGUGGAGGACUGGAGGGACUGCAGUGGGGGACAGGCCUGGAAGGAGGUCCAGAGGGGACAGAUAUCCUGAUGCUGGUCUUUCACGGGGGACCACUAGCAGCCUUGAGAUUCAAACUAGGGGCUCUGACUGGGGGCCAGAUGGGCUCCGGGGAGCUGCUGCAGCAGCGUCUGCGUUGUGGCCAGGUCCGAGACGCACUGGGGAUCCUGGAGGCCAUGGACUGGAGCAUCAUGGGAGACGAGUGCUACCGAGGCCUGAGCUCAGUCACCAACCACCUGCUGAGACUGGAGCUGAAUGCAGAGAGAGAGGCCCAGCUAGAAGCAGCUCUGGGUGUGUUUUAUGCCCCACCCACCCCUCUCUCUGAUAUGGUAAUACUUGAGUACAGGGAGCCAAUCAGCAAGUAUGCCCGUCGCUUUUUUCACCACCUCCUCAGACACGAGCGCUUUGAGAAGGCCUUCCUCCUCGCUGUAGAUUUAGAAGCAAGAGAUUUAUUCAUGGACCUCCAUUAUGUUGCCAGCGAUAAGGGCGAGGUGGUGCUAGCGGAUGUGGCCAAGAGGAAAGCUAAUGAAAUCGAGGCCCAGGCCAUCGCAGGCAACGAAGAUCCUUCAAGUGGCGGAAAUGGUGUAUUUCGUAGUUCCAGCCUCGUGGGCAGACAGAACCAGAGUGCAACAGGACCUUCAUAUCCAGGCACUCCAACAACACCUGCUGAUGGAAGAGCUGAUCAGAGGAGACCACAGGCGGAGAGCAUACGAGUAACCGUGAGCCCAGACGUGUUCAGGACACCGAGACAAACAGGAAGCAGUGAAGGUGACAGAGACAACAGGGAUGACGAUGAAGACCUCGGGAUGCUUCAUGUGGUCCAUUUAGGAAUGGUUUGAAAGAGCACUUUAUUAAUCCCAGUGGUAAUUUGGAGAGACACAUCAUCUCACCAUAACAGGCUCUUUUGUCUCUUGUCUAUACUUUAUAUGCAAAGCAGCCACUUACCUGUAAUAUUACCUCAAUGCUUAUCAUUGUACAGAACAGUAGAAUAUAUAGAUGUCUGAUAAAAGUGUAAUACAUGUGUAUUUUAAGUAAACUCUUUAAACUGAAAAACAGUGUUUACUAAACAAACAGCCUUUGCUUUGUAACCCUGUCGUAAUAUAUCUGUGAAAUUUCAGCCAAAUCAAAAAUGCUGACGUAAAGUCAGGUUAUUUUCUGUCUAAAGGAAAUAAACCUUAAAAGAAAACAGUCACACCAAGUUCUGCCUUUAAAUACACGACAGAAAAUGUUUUAAACCUUUCCAUUAAUCAGCCUGAAAAAAUAAAGACUUCUAUUAUACUCCCA
This is a messenger RNA of Micropterus salmoides (largemouth bass), 3073 nucleotides long. Its product is annotated as WD repeat containing planar cell polarity effector. The coding region runs from base 535 to 2628 and encodes 697 amino acids. Gene Ontology annotation, cellular component: axonemal basal plate. Gene Ontology annotation, molecular function: protein binding. The record is from RefSeq and is a predicted model, not a curated record. NCBI's taxonomy places the organism in Eukaryota, Metazoa, Chordata, Actinopteri, Centrarchiformes, Centrarchidae. Gene Ontology annotation, biological process: cilium organization; nervous system development; establishment of protein localization. The transcript has 20 exons.